GCCAGCCAACUCAUUUCUGGCAUUCACCAUUGUACACUUGGAUAUGCAAAUGCUCAUUGGUAGCUGAAGAAACAGAGCAAACUAAUCAGUGAGAUGAGGAAAACAUUUAAACUGAAGUUAAAGAGUGACUGUAAUGGAACUGUGGAGGGAAAGACUUUACCAGAACUUCACACAACAGGAGAGUUCUAUUGUAUCUCCACAAGUCUGGCAAGGCAAAGAUCGAUGGAGGAUGAUGAGGAAUUUGAGAAAGCUCGUCGGCGCCGGACCCGAAUGAACAGUUCACUAACAGAUAAUGAAGGUAUUCCUGAAGAGCAACAUACAUCUGAAAACAGCACUGCAUUUAAUGAACAAGAGGUAACGUCUCCACACUCAGAAGAUGAAUCCGUUCCAUUUGCUGAGAUGCUGAAGAGGAGAGAAGAGGAUAAAAGGCGCUAUCAGCGUGAGACAUUGCAAAGUUUGAAAAUAGCAAAGUUUGGCUCUGAAUCAGAAUUUGAAGGGGAAAGCAAGAAUGAGCAGGGGAAUGAAAACAAGAAGCCAGAAAUGAAGGAAGUGCCCAACAAAACACCAAGGAAACAAACAGAAGACAAUUACAGUACGAGACCCAUUGCAAGCACUUUGAAGGAAAAGGAGACCAACAACAGAGCAGCCAGCACACAGAAUCACUCUGAAUUAGGCAAUACUGGCCAUCAACCACCUCUCAGUCCUGUACACACUACACGGGCCUUUAUCAGUUUAGGAAAGCCCAAAGUAAAAAGCCCAACUAAGCUGAAAAGGCAGCCGAGUCUGGAGAAUAAUGAGCACUCUCGGGAAGAGAAUAGCAGCAUGAAGAUUGAAAAUGAUUGCCACAAAUCUCAAUCAAAAGCAACAGGGGUCAAAGGAAAAGAAAGAGGAGGAUAUGAGAAAUUGCAGGAAGAUGCCUUUAAGCAAGAAAGCAAGAAUAAUGCAAGGGUACAGGAUGAAAAAUGCGGAGUACAACAGGAGAAAAAGGAAAAUAUCCCUGAUCAUUCCAGUUCAAACAACAGUCCCUUCCGUCGCUUCUCUCCAAGAGCUACAUCAUUCAGAGCUACAAAUCCAGAGGGGAAAAGCCAACCAUUCCAAAGGAGUGCCAGUCUAAGGAUCCCAGCCAGAUCAUCCUCAGGAAAGAUUGAUGGUAUACUUGAGAAGUAUGCAAAGGCAAUUGAGAGAAGUGAUAGCAUCAAGUCAAAGCCAUCCCUUUCAGAUUAUCUGUCCCGGCCAUUGGAAGGUGUUGCAAGCAAGCGCUGUGUGUUUGAAAAGGAAGAUGCACAAAAUGGCAGUUCUCGAUUUCUAAUGACCAGAAAGGAUAUCAGACCAGGGGAUGUAGCCAGUAAACGGAACCUAUGGGAGAACAAAGCUGAUUCUGUAGAAAAGAAAAAGUUGCAGGAUCAUCAUUCUUUCAGAAAGAGCUACGAUCAAAGAGUAACACAUCAAAAUGAAAGUGUCAAUUUUACAGAUCGGGAAUCAAGCUGAAGCAGCAUAUAUAAUUCUCUUGAAGACGAUGAACUUCUUAACACAAGCUUGAUUAAUGGAGCUAGCUUCAAAAGGAAUUAUUUCACAGUAAAACAAUGAUAUUUUAAUAAAGGGGAUUCAACUACUUUCAAAACUUGUGUAACAGAAAAAUAUGCAAUUUAUUAAUUAAUUAAAAUUGAGUUCCAAUUUAAACAAAUACCAUUACUGGAGUAAAUUAGGCUCAAACUUUGUAAAAUAAGAUGCUUUAAAUUUUACAUUUUUUUUUAUGGUUGAGAAUUCACUGUCAUGUUUGUUCCAUUUCAGUUAUUUUCCUUGAAAAUAAAGUGUUUAAA
Molecule: messenger RNA, 1820 nt
Organism: Pristis pectinata (smalltooth sawfish)
Lineage: Eukaryota; Metazoa; Chordata; Chondrichthyes; Rhinopristiformes; Pristidae
Product: ladinin-1-like
Exons: 13
Coding region: 94-1488 (464 amino acids)
Source: RefSeq, a predicted model, not a curated record